Molecule: messenger RNA, 288 nt
Organism: Pneumocystis jirovecii RU7
Lineage: Eukaryota; Fungi; Ascomycota; Pneumocystomycetes; Pneumocystales; Pneumocystaceae
Exons: 3
Coding region: 1-288 (95 amino acids)
Source: RefSeq, a predicted model, not a curated record
AUGGAAUCACUUGAAGAAUUAUCAAAAAUUUAUGAAUCUAAUGAAAAAAAUAGAUGCAAGGAUUUGGAUAAGACCAAAGAGGAGCUUUAUAAUGUUAUUUUAGAUACAAAGGAUAUUAUUUUAGAUCCUAUAAUUAAUAAGAUAAAAAAUAUAAAAAAACAACUAAGUACAAUGGAAACACAAGAAAAAAUGCUUCAUAAUCAAGUAUUUAGUUUGUGUAAACAUUUAGAACAAAAUGUUUCUUCUAUUGAUUAUUUAAAAAACCAGUUAAAGGGAUUUUUUAUAUAA